CAAAAUGAUUGCCUCGCCGGCAAGCGUGUUGGACUCUGGAGGCAGUGGCAUCAAGUACCGCCAAGCUCGGUCCUGCACACAGUAUACCGGUCGUCAAGGCUGCCAAGGAAUGAGCUAGGCUACAGAUGGCGCAUCGUAUCGACGACAAGUGGCUGUGGUUUGCGUUCGGCAUCUUCGCCUUCUUCGCGGCCAAGGGCGUGCAGAAUGCCAUGCAAGAUGUCGUUCGUCUGACUGAGCUCGACGCCGAUCAAUAUCCCAGCGAGAAGGAGGACGCCGGCCAUCCCGAGCACUCAAUUCCCCUGCACACUCUGCGCACUCUUAUCAAGCAUCCGAACCGGUCUAUCGCAUCUUCUGCUGAGCAUAUCGUGAUCAAGCGCUUUGCGUCCUGGCCGGGUGCCUCUGACAUUCUGAGAAACGACCUGCUCAGCGGAGAUGAGGACAUUCGUCGCCAAGCUCGUCAAGCUGUGCGCUUCUUACAGGAGUGGGGCCUGGAUCUCGCCGACGGCUACGGCAAUUUGCCUUUUGACCGCGCACGCAAUCAAAUGCCAAUGAUGGAUCGAAGUGAGUGGGAUAUGCUGGCCGAGGAAAGUCCCGACGAGGAAAUGUUGGAUUCCGGCGUUGUAGCUCGUCUGGAGGAGCUCGAAGCGCUUAACGAAAUAAGCCAUGAUGACCUGGCUAGACAAGCCAGAUUCGCCGGGUGGGAUAAUUUCCCGCACCCUCGACCCUCUAACACUGGCAGUGCAGAGGCUGAGAGAAGGAGACGGCGGAGGGAGGCAAUGGUGCUUCACGAGGGUAGCGGGGGCAUUGUGGAGGGAGAUAUCAUCCGCCCAAGAGGUCGAUGAGUGGAUGAUCUCGAUGAGCAGGAUUAGCGUAAGCAUUGCGGUUAUCUCAUUCACCGUCGACCUAGCUGUGAACCUUGCACGAAAUGGAGACGUCUCAUGUGUAUUCGG
Pseudocercospora fijiensis CIRAD86 is the source of this 950-nucleotide messenger RNA. RefSeq lists its product as uncharacterized. Bases 126 to 842 code for a protein of 238 amino acids. Lineage: Eukaryota; Fungi; Ascomycota; Dothideomycetes; Mycosphaerellales; Mycosphaerellaceae. The record is from RefSeq and is a predicted model, not a curated record. The transcript is spliced from 2 exons.